AUGGUUUACAUUCACGGUGGAAGUUACCUUAUGGGAACAGCGAUCAUUUUUCCUAGCGAUAUCCUGGCUCUCCAGGGGGUGGUGGUGGUCAUAAUCCAGUAUCGUCUAGGUCCCUUUGGUUUCUUGACGACCGGUGAUUCAGCGGCACCUGGUAACUAUGGAAUGUUGGAUCAAGUGGAAGCACUGAAGUGGGUCAAAGAAAACAUUGAGAACUUUGGCGGGAAUCCCAGCAAAGUGACCAUAUUUGGAGAGAGCGCUGGAGGAUCCAGCGUGGGGCUCCAUCUUCUAUCGCCUCUAUCACGUGAUCUCUUUCAUCAAGCCAUUCCAGAGAGCGGUGUAGAUUUAAGUCCCUUUGCGAUUCAGCCAACGUCUUUUGGUCUCCGUUUCACUAAAGAGCUUGCACAAAAACUGAAUUGUGGAUCCAGUGACCAUUCUGCAAUGGUUUCUUGUAUGCGCAGAAAAACAGCGUCAGACAUGCAAAAAGCCGCAGAGUCAAUCAAAUUUGGUUUCGUUAAUUAUAUUUACUGGGCACCAGUCGUAGAUAAAAACUUUCUUCAUGAUACACCCCAGGUUUUGAGGAAAAAAGGAGAAUUCAAGCCAUUGCCGCUUAUCAUCACCUUCACUAGUAACGAGGGGGCGACUUUUCUUGGAGACAUGGUCAACAAUUCUUUUGGGCUGAUGGAGAGCGUUGACAAUGGAGUCAGUCCGACCUUGUUUAAAUCAUUUCUUACUAAGUUCGCUCAAGUUCAAAACAGUAGGUAAGAUCAGUAAAAAUUAAAUAUUUGCUCAGUAGUUUCAAUGCAGCAGAACCCCUUUAACUCCAACUUCCCGCCAACUCUGACUAAAUUCAAUUUCCCUUGGAUUUCAACACGCUUUUCUGUCAUUUUUACUCGGUUAACUCCAACUUGGAAAACUCGAAUUCCCCGCUAACUCGAACUAAAACACCUUUUCGCCUCCCCUGAUAAAAAAAGUCUCGGAAAUGUACCCCGAUAACUCGAAUUCUGGUUCUUUUAACUACUAAACUAAUCUAUAAACUAACUAAUCCCAGUAGCUCUUCUUGUUAUAUGAGGGCGUGAAACACUAAAACUGAUAUUAGUCACUGUUAAAGGCAAUUUCAUUUUAAUUGGUGAAACAUACAGAUCACGUUUUAUCAUAAAAGUGCCUAAUCAUGUUACCGUGUCUGAUGAAAUAAGUAAACUUGUACUGCACCAUACACUGAAAUGAAUUUUUCAAUCGACCCCGGUAAAUCCCGGCGUGACCACUCGAACUGUUCCGUAAUCGAACUUAAUCGAACGAUUGGGUUCGAUUAAGUUCGGUAAUCGAACACAAGCGAACCACGAGAGUUCGAUUAAGUUCGAUUUUUGAACUUAAUCGAAGCAAUCGAACUUAAUCAAGCGUUCUAAACCAACACUCAAAAUAGACAAGAACAAAGCGAUAAAACAACCAAAUCAACUGAGAUCGUGAGGAAUAAAUGUUCCGGGUUUAUUGAAUUCGCGUGAUCGGUUUGUUUUACUGUAGCGCUGCUUUCACGUGGCAGACACAAACGUGGCGGAAGUCUGAACGUGCCGGUGCGUCUGGCUGCGGCGUUACAUACAAGGGACGUUGUAAAGUUAAAAAACUCUUUAAUGAAGCAUAUCAUUCACUCUGUGAUUGAGGAGGUCGAUUAAAGGAUAAAGUUGUAAUAUGGCUAUGUAGUCUUAUGGUUCCGGGUUGUACUUGUAUAUAUUAUCGCUCCAAAAAUUAAACUACACCGUACACCGAUCCGCUACAACGUAACCACUACCGGAAUAUACUCAGUCGUAGUUUAUUAUGUACCCUGUUUAGGACAGAAAGGUCAAGAACCUCACCCUGUCCAGCGGCACAUUCCCUUAUAGGUCAUAUAACCUAAGCAAGUAACCUCCCGGGGACAUAACAGGCCACCAACCAUGUUGCAUUAACAUUUAUCAAGAGAGAGUAAUAGUGACUGCUGUUUCUCUCUGGAGACCAUCCUCCGAUUAACUCAAGCGUUUGUCGGUAUCAAAUUAACUUUGGUGAAAUUCACAUAUCCCCAGGGCUAGACAGGGCGUUUCCCUCUGUGUCUCAUUAUUCCCUUUUUGCAUUUAUUUAUUCAUUUGCUUGUGUUUUAUUUGCGCGCAGUAUUUUACUUUUCCCUUCAAAAUAAAACUAGUGAGGCAAGUUCCUCGGAUUGCUUCACCCUGGGCACGGCUCUGGUCUUUGGAAUAAUUGUUAAAUAUCCGUCACUUUUUUUUAGGAAGAAGAAUGCUGAUCUUCUCGCCGAUGCCUUGGAGUUCAUGUACACCCCUUGGCCUGAUAACAGUAACACAUACGCAUUAAGAAGUGGACUUGUUGAUGUUAUUGGAGAUAACCUUUUCGUUGCCCCCAGUCACAAAGUCGCUGAUGUUCACAGUCAGGUCGCUCCUGUUUACAUGUAUGAAUUUGCUCAUCGGGGAAAGUCAAGUUUGGAGGUACGUGCAGAGUGGAUGGGUGUUGUUCAUGCUGAAAACAUUCCGUUUGAUUUCGGAGUUCCUUUCCUUCCCAAAUUUUCGCCACAUUAUAGUCCCGCUGACAGAAAUGUCAGUCUGUUUAUCAUGACCAUGUAUGCAAACUUUGCCCGGUCCGGCGAUCCUUCAGUCAGCGGUGUCACGUGGGAGAAAUACAACUCGAGUCACAGAGCUUACCUUAAAGUGGACACAAGUCCCAAACUGAAGGCGUCAUUUAAUUCUCGCCGAAUGUCUUUUUGGAAUAAUUAUUAUCCUAAAUUGGAGCAGGUGAAGUUUGAUGUCAAUAAAGAGGUGGUCAGCGGUGCAAAGGAUGUUGUUACCAUGGGAACUGCUCUUCAAGUUGUAUUUGCUUUAAUAGUAUACUUGAUUUACUAAGACCUUAUUUUGUUUUUUACUCAUUGAUUCAAGUUUAUUAGAAGUGGAUAAGACUAACAUUUUCUUUAAUGUUUAUGAGCGGAAAGUAGAGCAUGAUGUAUGUAGCCGAAUCAACUAAAAAAGAUCAGUACAGAAAAAAGGGCGAUUUCAGUUUUAGCUAAAAAGUUCAUAACUGUUAUUGAAUGAAGCUGAGAAUGAUACGAGGAAUUAUGCAGAUAGAGGAUUAAAUAAUUAUAGUGGUCAUUGAAUUAAUAGGGUACAGACUUAAAAUGAGUGUUGCUCCUGCAAUUCAGAUAACCAUACAUCGGUAGAGGAUGCCUAAGCUUCGUACAAUUCUACAAUUGUUUUGGGCUCCAUUAAAUCCUAAUUUUGCAUCUUUAAGUUCUGGCAGUCUUCCUUGUAUUUGACCGAGCAUUUAAUUUACUAUUGCGAUUUUAGCUGAUCGCACUGCUCUGAAUAAAGUACGGUCAAACCUCUCUACAAAGGUCAUGGGUUUACAUCGUCCACGUUUUCUGUUCAUAGACUCGAGUAUUCCCUCGUUUUCCUUAGAGACAGCAAAGCGAGAGAAAAGACCAUUUGAAAAAACAUCGUUCGCGAUUCUUAUUGGACGUAUCAUUUUUUUCACGUUUAAAAACAUCGUUCGCUCCUUUGAUUGGGUUGAACUAAUUUGCGUAUGAAAAUUUACGACAUAGCUUUUUGGUUAGUAUUUCUCAGUAUGUAUAUUCAGCCGGAUUCAUGAAAACCGCACUGGCUGGCUCCUCGAGGCCAAACACCUUAAACCGACUCAACUAAAGUAAAUAUUCGCAAGAAACUAAGCUCUUACCCAUGGUUCUCUUAAGGUGACUCUCUUCUUGGUUCCUGAUUAGCGAAGAAACAUUCAAAGUCCAUCAAAUAGACACUCUGGACUUGGCCAUACACUCUAGCUGCUUGAAGGCUCUAAAUGACAGAGGAUGCUUGAGACUUAAGCAAGUUCUAGGCAGAGAAUUCAAGGCCACAUCACUCCCGCUGACUUUCUCCCCCACCCCAGCCUAGCAGGUACUUGAGGGGAAUGCUUUCAUUGGCCAAUGGGCCUCAAACAUUACAAGAGCUUAAGGCAGACAUGACGAGUGCACUGACUCUACCACAGCAAGACUAUCGGGCAGUACCACGCUUUUGCAGCACCCCUCUAGAGAUUGACGUGGAGGCUUCUUCCCAACCCAUGCUAAGUUAGCUCAAGGACUGAGCUUGACAAUGAGACCAACCAGGACGGCAAGGCCCCUAUGUUUAUUCUAACCGCAGUGACCAGAAACCUGGCUAUCGCCAGGUUCCUGUUCGGAUAUUCUGGCCCGUUUUGAGGUAUGUUUUCAAAAAUUCGGCUCGAUAUAAUAAAGAGUUUUAUUUCAUCCCUUCCCAUAGCGGUCGCCUGUUUAAUUAAUUCUAAUUGUUAUUUUUGACUAGAAAUGCUGUUGCUUACGCAAUAGUGAAAGAAAAAUUCAAAACUGAGAAAAGACAACCUAGUGGAAAAUAAACCAACCCGGUGACGUUUUCUCCUAGAACCCGGUAAAGAUACAGAUUCCACUGGGUCUGUUACAGAGGGGUGUUCAUAUUGUCCACCUUUCAACAAGGGACACGUACCUCACAAGAGGCCACACAAGAUUUGUGAACGUUGUUCCUUUUUUUUUUAAUUUAGAGGAAACGUUCUUCUUAAUAUUAUCAUAAUACACUUUAAUAUAUACACACUCAGUUAUCUUAGUGAUCUAAACAAUCUGAUUGGUUCGCUAUCUCGGACUAUUCACCCCUAAGCGAGUGGAUAAUGUGUGAGCUCGGUGUUUUUCCCCUUUUUCAGAGAACGAUCUUUUAAAAGUCGACAAAAUCCUAGGGUUGACUUUCUUUAAGGUAAGAAAAGACUUGAAAGGAUUCAAAACGGCGUUUUUCCAUUUACUGUAGUUGAGUUUUGUGCUCGAUGGAUUGUUUACAACUCCCGUUUAUUCGCGUAGAAGAAGGCAUUUAUCAGGGGCACCCAACGAGAAUAUAGUUCAAAACCACUCAACAUAGCAUUGUUAAACGUAUUUUAGUAUUUAAACGGUAGAUUUAGGCAUAAUUUUAUCCCCUAAACAGUUUUCAGAGAUCUGUUCGGAUUUCCUAGCUGAAAGUCUAGUGAUCCGAAAAUUAUAGGGAUCAAAACUUACCUUUUCGAAAAUUUCAGCCAGAAAAAUGGCUCCCGAAAAUUCUAGGUGACCUUUUUAGGGUAAAAAUCCGUAAAAAUGGGCAAUUAUACCAUUUUUUAGCUGUUCGAAAAUCCUAGGAGAGGCAGGCAAGCAAGAAAUUUUACGACAAAUGUUCCGAAAAUUCUAGAUCUCAAAUCGUCUUCCGAACAGAUAUUUCCCGAAUAUUGACGUUGGGUGCCCCUGAUUUAUCGAAGUUUAUUUAUGACAAACAAAUCUGAAAGCAAAUGUUUGCAAAGAUUCUACGUUUCAAGCAAAUAGGAAAAAGAAUGGUACAGGAAGACGACGUCUUACCUCCCCGAGCAACCGAGCUGCCAUUUUUAUCGGCACUUCAUGCGAAGAAUGACACAACAAACCCUUUUGGCUAUAAACUUAGCGAGUCAACAGAAAACAACAAAGCUCUACUUUUCUUCUCGGGUAAGGAAACAAUUCAAACUUUUAACGGUUCCGUUUAACCCUGAUUAAGAUCAAAAUAAACUUGUUUGUAUUUUAUUUAUUUUUGUCCUUGUUCCCUUUUAUCAGCUAUCAAAAGAGUUUUGAAGGCCGCUUAUCAGUUACCUUCACACUCUUUUAAAGAAUUCUAAUCCAAUAAGACACCCUGUUGAAGUCGCUAAAUGGAGAAAUUGUUUUCCCUGUUAAGAACUCAAGACCCUGAAAACCAUGCUUUCAGCGGCUCAACCGUAUAGGCCCAAGGAAGUACUCCUCCCCGGAUGUUCGGACCAGUUUUUUUAAGUUGAAUAGCGCUAUCUGCGGAUAGAUUUCUCUUCGGUUGGUUGGUGUGUGGAAUAACAAACUGCGUUUAUGUGGUGGUCUGGAUAACACAUAUUUUGCUGAAUACUCAAACUAAUGACACAUUCUAAUGGUCAUUUCAGCGAUUUUGCUUUUAUCAAUUGCAUGAUCUGUUUAUGAUAUGUGCAUAAAACUUAUAUGUGUUGUUAAAACUGCCAACCCCAAUAAACCGGCAGCAAAUGAACAAUACCAGUUUCUGUCGCAAGAAAUGUGGUCUUUCGUGAGAAAAAAAUAUAUUGUUUUGUGAACUGACGACUUUCGCAGUUGCCAUUCGAUAUGAUUAAAAGUAGGAAAAUUCCUCAAUUCAUUGAGAUUGAAAGAGCGUGAUAACAAGACGUGAAUUUCUUAAUAUUUUUAUCCAUACUAUACAGGUAUUUAAGGACCCUAAAGACCCACUUCCGUCACUAAAGUCGAUAUAUCGGACGAUAUUAUUUCCGUUUCUUGGAAUUUUCCUAAUAUUAAUUCCAUGAUGUGUCAUGAUAUACUUUUCAAAAGACCUUUUUUCGUCAGUAUUAAAACCGCCAGCUCAGUGAAUAAUAUCCUUAAAAAAACACAGAGAGCCAUGAACAAUACCAAUUUCCUUUUUUGCUUUAAAAUGUACAGUUAGCGAAUCCAACGUGCUCUCGCUCAUGCAGUAAGACUAAAGAAAUUCGACAAUUUGAGUUGUAUGUGUUGGGCCCAGAUCGAUCAUUCAGAGUGAAGAUGCGUGAGCUGAUCCAGAUUUUUCUCAUAGUUUGUUAUAAAUUUUCUUGUAACCUUCUUAGAAACAUAUUUUUAUCAGCUAGAUUACAUAGUCAGUAAAACGCCAAUAAGGAACAUGAGGGGUGCUCAAAUUGUGUUCCUGUAAAAUAUCGGCACUCUUUCACCAUCACAUGUACAUGUAUCAAGUUUGAUUGACGUCCAGGAUUUUAAAAAAAUUCCAUAAAAAGACUCGCUGCGAGUUGAAAGGUAACUUAAAACUUAAUUAAAACCUUCAUUUGGCUAUUGUCAACAAGUCAAGCUCGGUCGUUGUUUCAUAUUAGUGAAAGAAACAGCUCUACAAGAAGAAGUGUUCAAAGAUGCUGCUAGCAACGUUUUUUAUCUUUUGAAAAUAGAGAAAUAGUGUCAACUAAGUAUGGAGAUAUCGAAGGACUCGUGACUUCGUAUCCAAAUGCCUCUGGUCCUUUCAAAUCCGUCAGCAAAUUUCUUGGCGUUCCUUUCUCCGCUCAACCAACUGGAGAGCUAAGGUUUAAAGCACCACAACCGCCAAAAGAGUGGAAACCAAAGGUUUAUUCGGCUAAAACCCAUGGGAGCGUCUGCUUGCAGCCCGCCAAACUUUUCGAAAACUCAAUGGAGCCUUUUACUUCAAAUUUCACUUUCAGCGAGGAUUGCUUAUAUCUUGAUAUCUACAGCCCAAAUAUCAGCCUCAGUUUGCCAGUGAUGGUUUACAUUCACGGUGAAUUUUACCUUCUAGGAUCAGCAAUCACUUCUCCCAGCGAUAUCCUGGCUCUCCGGGGGGGGUGGUGUUCAUUAUCCAGUAUCGUCUUGGUCCCUUUGGUUUCUUGA
Molecule: messenger RNA, 7414 nt
Organism: Porites lobata
Lineage: Eukaryota; Metazoa; Cnidaria; Anthozoa; Scleractinia; Poritidae
Source: the annotation of a GenBank genome assembly